Messenger RNA from Styela clava, 11662 nucleotides. Its product is annotated as intermembrane lipid transfer protein VPS13A-like. NCBI's taxonomy places the organism in Eukaryota, Metazoa, Chordata, Ascidiacea, Stolidobranchia, Styelidae. The record is from RefSeq and is a predicted model, not a curated record. Gene Ontology annotation, biological process: protein targeting to vacuole; protein retention in Golgi apparatus.
CUACGAGAGUACCAAAUAUAAAUACAAUUUGCAAUGAGUUACAUUAUACUGGUAUCAAUGUUAUAAUUCGAUAGGCUCAACCUAAAAGAUUGUAGAAAUUAACGAGUCACCACUUACUGUACAGGGAACCUUAUUCAGCGUAAAUGUACGGAAUGCCUAUUAAAAAGAAUGUAAUAUUCAAACAUAGAAUGCAUAUUAAAUAGCACAAUUUUAUUUGUUUUCUAUCCCAUUAUAGUCAGCAUAUUACUCAGUUUCGGAUUGAUUGUAAGUCUGAACUAAUUGCUAUAUUACAUCAAAAACCGGAUAUCUUGUGGAGAAGCUUUAUAAUGGAGUAAAUCUGGAAAAAAACAUUAUUUUGAUGAAUCAGCAUAAACUCGGUAUAAAUAUCAGCAUAAAAGUUAUUUCUCCUUGUAAAAGAGCUCGGAGAAAACAGCAAGAUGGUUUUCGAGUCUCUUGUUGUUGAUUUGAUGAAUAAGUAUUUGAGUGCGUACAUUGAAAAUCUUGAUGCUUCUCAGCUUAAACUUGGAAUCUGGGGUGGCGAUGCCGUACUUGAGAAUUUACACGUCAAAGGGGAUGCACUCAAGGACUUGGAUCUCCCAGUGACAAUAAAGUCUGGGUUUAUCGGAAAAUUAACAUUGAAAAUUCCAUGGAAAAAUUUAUAUAAGGAUGCAGUUGAAGCUACUCUGGAUGGCUUGUAUAUUCUCGCUGUUCCAAAUAACAGUAUCCAGUACGAUGAUAAAAAGGAAAACGAAAAAGCUGAAAAGGAAAAACAAGAACAACUCAAACAAAUUGAAGAACAAUUAGCAAAAAAGUUGGAAAAAAAAGAUACUGCACCAAAACAGGAUGGUUUUGUCGAGAAAUUAGCAACGCAAGUUAUCAAAAAUAUCCAAGUUUCAGUGAAAAAUAUUCAUGUUCGUUAUGAGGAUGAUGUAACAAUUCCCGGACAACCUUUUGCCCUUGGUGUGACCUUGAAUAGUCUUGCAUUGCAAACUACCAAUGAAGAUUGGGUUCCUACUCUUUUGGAUGAAAGUGUCAAAAUCAUUUUUAAAAUGGUCAGUCUCAAUUCUCUCGCUGUUUACUGGAAUUCGAAGCCUAAGUUGCUGUAUUCAAAAGCAAAUAGAGAGGAGCAGUUAGCAGAAUUUAAAUCUACAAUUGCGGCUGAAGGGUUCAUGCCGAAACAUUUUACUUAUAUUAUCAAACCUAUGACAUUAGAAACAAAACUACGUCUAAACCCACAUCCUGAAAAUGAUCUGUCAAUGCCAAAAAUUUUACUUUCUGUUGUUUUGCAAGAAUUGGGUCUGCACUUAUCUGAUAUUCAAUUUCAAAGCUUAAUGGAACUUGUGGAAUCUAUGGAUCGAAUGUCCGUCAAUGCACCUUUCAGGAAAUAUCACCCAGGAGUGAGUGUGAAAGGAAAUGCAAAAGCUUGGUGGAAAUAUGCUUAUAACAGUGUUCUUGAGGCAGGCGUGACACGAAAAAUGACUAUGUUUUCAUGGAAUCAUAUCAAGGAGCAUAAAAGAAAAGUCAAAGCAUAUAAAAAGCUAUAUAAAGAGAAAUUGAAACAGAAAAAACCACAAAAAGAUUUGCUUGAUAGUCUUGUUAAAAUGGAAAAUGAGCUUGAUGUUUUCAAUAUCACUCUAGCGCGACAAAGUGCAGAGGUUGAAAUGGUAAAAAGUGGUGUUGCAAUUAAAAGCAAGAAGAGUGGGCACCAGAAAGAGGAGGAGUCAUCUUGGUUUGGAGGAUGGUUUGGCGGCAGCAAGAAAAAACAACCGGAAAAGGACAAAGAAGGGAAAGAGGGGAAUACCAUAGAUACUCUCAUGGAUGGGAAUGAAAAACAAUUGUUUUACGAGGCGAUUGGUUACUCUGAAGGUGAAGGCCCGAUUGAGAAGAAAUUCCCGAAAGAAUAUGUUGAGAUUAAUGUCGGUGUCGACUUGAAUUUGGUUUCUGUACAUCUGGAAGAUUACAAGAAUUUAUCUGGUGCAUCAUUACUUAGUUUGGGAGUGAAGGAUAUCAAAACAACUUUCAAAAUGCGACCAACUAUGGAUGCUAUAUCAGUAGAGGUAGAAAUGAAAGAUUUUUCUGUUGAUGGAUUAGAACAAGAUGGUCUUGUUCCCCAUAUCGUUGCUUCUGAUUUGACGUCGGAAGCAAACGCUCCGUUAUCAGCAAAUAAAUUAAAUCUUCUUGCUGUCAAGUUCGAAACGAAUCCUCUGGAUGAAUCAUGUGACCAGCGCGUUGAUGUUAAAUCUCGUCCGUUGUGUAUUACUUACGAUGCCGCGACUAUAAAUAACUUGAUCGAGUUUUUCAAACCACCAGAAGAUGUGCAACUGCAACAAAUUAGAGCUGCUGCCUUUGCAGCUUAUGAAGAUUUACGCGAGCAAACUGCCACAGGCUUGAAACAUGCGAUGGCUACUCGUAAAAUCACAGAUAUUAGCGUAAAUAUCAUGUCAUCGUAUGUUGUUGUUCCGAAAAAUGGACGAUACGUCGACGGAUGUGAGGUUCUUGUGUUGGACUUGGGUGAAAUCGGACUCAAGACUCUCAACGAAGGACAAACCCCAGCUUUGAAAUCAUCCUUCUUCAAUGACGAUUCUGACUUGACAAAAAUGCGCUCAGCUGCGUAUGACAAGUUUUUAAUCGAGGUUAAAAAGAUACAACUCUUGUUAGCAGGCCGUGACGAAAAUUGGAGUUUCAAUCGUACUUUGGAAAAAUCACCUCUGCAUAUUCUGGAACCUCUGAAUGUGAGCUUGUUAUUACAGAAAUGUGUGAUGGAAAAUGACGCCAGUUUGCCGAAGCUAAAAGUAGAAGGUGAAUUGCCGCUUUUAUCUUUGAAAAUGUCUGAUGUGAAGCUCCAUAAUGUUCUGGAUCUGGCAACUAGUAUUCCUUUGCCUCCUCCUGGCCCUGAAGCUGAGGCAUUUUUAGUUGAGUACGAUAAUUUUGCGCUCGGAGACUCAGUGUCGAAAAGUGACAUGAAAAAUAUGGAUAAUGUUUUUGGAGAGCAGUACUCCUCGAAUAGAUCUUUAAACUCGUCAGUGACAUCUUCUGAGGAGUUUUUCACUGCGGAAUCAGACGUCAGUGAUAUUGAUGAAGUAACAGCCGAAAAAAUGAAGAAAAAGCGACUUUCCAAACAGAUGUCACUGGAAAGUAAAGAACAGCUUACUGAUGUACAAGCAUCUUUCAUUAUCAGUAAAAUAUCAAUUGGAAUAUUGCAACAUUCUCCAUCAGGAGAUAAGGAAAUAUUGCAACUUGCGAUUGCAAAUUUUGGUGCAAGCGCUACAGUGCGCACGUGGGAUACAAAAGUAAAUGCAUAUCUUGAGUCCAUAAGAAUGGAAUACAUGCAAGGGAGGUUACCAGAUGGAAGCCCUAUGUAUAUUUUAAAUACACCAGGAUUGGAACACAACUCAAAAUUGUUAGAUGUUAAUAUCUUGAUUGCAAAACGAAUCGCUCCUGACUUUGCUACGACUUAUGAAAACACAGAACAGAAAUUGGAUAUUAAAUUCAGUGUUCUGGAGAUAAACGCUAAUUCUAAAGCUUUGUUGGAAAUAAAAGCAUUUGCGGAGAAGCUUGUCCCAUCACCCAAAGAAGUACCAGAUGCUCCCGAAACUAUAGUAACUCCCGAUGACUCAAAGUCUACUGUUACGCUUGUGACGCCAAUGGAAUCUGCCACAAAUUUUGGUGCGAUUGGCACGGGUGGUUCAAGCGGCUCAGAUGGUUCCCCAACUACUAAAAAGAAAAGAAAAAAGAAAAAAACUAAAAAGAAAAAGGUUGUUAAAGAAAGUGAGAUAAUCAACAUGAAAUUGCAAGCAAAUUUGAGAACUUUUGCUAUAAAUUUAUCAGAUGAAAAACGACAAAUCGCAAGCGUUGCCAUUGAAGGAAUUGAAGCAUCUGUUUCGCUUUUGCCAUCUCGAGUAUGCAUAGAAGCAAAACUUCACAAUCUUCUUGUUAUUGAUCCGUUAGAAGAAUCACUUUAUCACCAUAUUGUCAGCGCGGAAGGUGAAGACGUCUUUAAUGCUGACAUUGUGAAUUAUAAUAAUGCAACUGCUGGCGAUGGCUAUUCUGAUAUGGAAAAAGUAGACACAAGCGUAAAAGUCAAAUUAGGUUCACUGAGAGUUGUGUUUGUCAAACGAUUUGUCGAUACGAUGAUUAAAUUUGCGGAAAAUUUCCAAGAUGUCAAGGAAGUUGCAAUGGAAGCUGGAGAAGCGGCACAAAAAGCUGCAUCAAAAAGUAUGAUGAAACUUGUUGAACGCAACCCUCGAAUUAAACUGGAUGUUGUUCUUUCUGUCCCGAAGAUACACAUACCAAGAAAUUCAAAAUCUUUAGAAGUUGUCGCUGCUGAUCUUGGUAACGUCAAACUUUCAAAUUAUUUUACAAUAAUCGGAUCGGAAGAAAGUGAAACUCCAGCAGUGUGUGAGAAUAUGAAAGUCGAGGUCACGGACAUAAAAGUCGCUUUAUGCCAAUUGAACGAUGUCAAGGCUGUAACCUCAGAAUACCAAAUUUUAGAGCCUGUAUCUGCUUCUAUAGACCUGAAAAGAAAUUUGGCGGCUUCUUGGUUUCAUGAUGCCCCUGAUAUUUCUUUAACUGGUUCAAUGCAGGAUAUUAAUGUAAAAAUAAGUGCUGCAGAUAUGAUUGGCAUUAUGGGAACAUUGAAUGAAAAUUUGACUGAAAUGGUUGAUGUGCCUCCACCGGCAGAAAUUAUCGACGAUGAUGUCAUUGUUCCGGUGGAAAAAAGCGAGGAAACCGCCGCACUGGGUGAAAAAGGAAUGAUAGCAGAACGCUCUGAUGUUGAUAUCUCACCUGGUGCAGUUUGGGAUAAAGUUGUCCUUGCCUUUGACUUGCCGAAAAUCAAAAUAAACCUGUAUAAUGAUCAACAAAGGGAACACUCCCUGGCAGAAUUUGUCAUUACGACUUUAGGUUUGAACUUACGAAUGGGCUCUGACGAAUCUAUGGAUCUUAAUGUACGCUUGGGAGAUAUCACUCUUGAAGAUAUGCGCUCCACUCAUCAAGCUGGCAUCACGAAACAUAUAACUCGGAAAUUAAACAGACAACAAUCACCCGAAACUUAUAAAUACGUCGUUCAUGCUAAUCUUGUGCAGAAAGCUGAUGGAUCUAUGAAUAUUGAUGCUACUAUCGGUAGUUUACAGAUCAUUUUAUGCUUGGAAUUUAUUUUGAAAAUUACAAAUUUCUUUCUUGAUGCUUUGCCGAAAGAUACUGCAUCUAAGCAGCCUGUUACUGAAGUAGCCAUUGAGGAAACUAUAAAGAAAGCUGAAAGCAAAGAGUCUCUACUUUCUGAGGCAACAACUGUUGUACCACGGCCACAUGAACCUGAAACUUCAGAUGGAAAAUCAAAGGCAAUUCAUAUUGCUUUCAAACUCUACCAGCCAGAUAUUAUACUUGUUACUGACAUUACUUCUAGUAACUGCCAAGCACUUGUACUGAGCAUGCGUCUUGAUGCAAAAGUGGACAUAAGUGAAAGCGGCAGAGAGCAGAAACUGUCAGGUGCAGUUUCUAGCUUACAACUUAUUUGCUGUCCGUUUACUGCUAUACAGAAUAUCACAGAUGAGUAUAAAAAAGUAAUUGCGCCGUGUGAUAUUAACGUAAAUGCAUUGAUAUCAGACACUGUUCAGGAAUUCAGCGUUGUCAUAACAAAGAUUCAAAUAACGGCAACUCCAAUGGUGAUUACUACGAUUGCCGAGGCAGUUGCAGUCUUAUCGACUGAAAGCAAAUCUGAAACUUCGCUCAGAGUUGCUUCAACACAAGCGAAAAUCGAUAUCUGGGAUACAAAGAAAAUUGCUGACAUGCAUUUUUGGUUUAUUGAAAGUCCUGAAGAUGAGCUGAAGACUAAGCGAUUAUCUGCCAUGUUAGACAAAGUUGGAACCGGAGAGAAAAAGAUGUCAGAGAUGUUGAAACUCUCCGUGCCGAACAUUAUGAUUCAACUUGAAAGUGGGCAAGGCCAACACACGGUACCUCUGCUUAUUACAGAGCUGAAAGUGAAUGGAGAGGUCAAAAAUUGGAGUGGAGGUCAAAUGGAAGGCAAUUUUAAACUUGCACUUGGCGUUGUGUAUUUCAAUGAAUCGUUAUCUGUGUGGGAACCUUUGGUUGAACCAGUAGAGUCGAAUCCUGGAGGAUUUGAUUCUAAAUAUGAAUUAUGGAUGGUAGAGGCUAACAUUCAACAAAACGCAGCUGAUGAAAAUAGAAGAUUAGAUUCUGUUACUUCAAAUUCAAUUGAAGAAGAUUUGCCACCACUUAUGUCAGUGUCUGUUACAUCCGGUAAAAUAUUGCACACAACCAUUACUAACGAUGCUUUGAAAGUAAUUAACAGUCUCGCGAGAGCUUUCAGUGACGCUGCCAUGACCAAAAGCGAAAAGAAAAAGAACAAAAAAGGGAUGGAAGAAGUGGAUGGAAUUGCAGAUCAUAUUUCAGGCGAAGCAAAAAUACAUAACAUGUUAAACCAACCUUUGAAUAUUAGUCUAGGUUCGGAUCUUAAAGUUGUAGCUCAAGGGGGAUCUAACAAAACUAACGAUAUCUAUACCCUCGAAUACAAGGGUUUCCUGGCUGUUGAUUUCAAAGAAGAUGAUAAUUUAGGAGUCUGGGAGUUGCUGUCUAGUCAAGAAAGAUCGCGAGAAAGCGAUGGGGCUGAAAUUCGCAUCGCUAUACCCGGAAGCGGCGAAUCAGCCAUUUUUGAUAUUUCCAAAACCGGAACAAAAAUGCAUACACUCAAACAUGAACAAAAGAGUGUUAAUGUUGUCUGCUUGGUUGAAAGUAAUGGAGGAAUACGUACAGUUACUCUACGAUCUCCUCUUGUAAUAAACAAUCACAUUUCUAUCCCUGUACAAAUCCUAAAUGCCAGUGACGAACUCAUAGGUGAAAUUGCACCGGAAGACACCUUCCCGCUACCUACAAAAUUCACUGAAGGAGAGAAACUUUUUAUCCAACCAUACCAUUCAAGUGUCAGCGUCAAAAAGGCUGAAAUUGAUUGGAAAAAGUUGGCAAACAUGGAUGAAUUUUCUCUUGAGACUGUAAUUAAGUGUGAACCCGGGUAUCCAAAUGGAAAUGGGGUUAAUCUAAACAUAGAAGUCGUGAGCGAGCAAGUCGCUUCAAAACAUGAAAACGAUACUUGUUAUGAAAUUCAUGUUCGUCCGAUUGCUUUGUUUCGCAAUUAUUUACCCUACGAUAUUGAAUACUGCAUUGCUAGUCGGCUUGCUAAUGAAAAACCAGGAGAAUUCAAACCGCUUACUGCGGGCCAUGGAAAUCAAGUUUAUAAUGCAGAAUUGAAGCAUUCUACGGUUAAAGUGAAAAUUCAAUAUUUGGAUAAAACCUGGACUGGUGAGGUGAUAUUGGAACCAGAUUUGCCUGAAUUAUCUGUUUGGACUUUUAAAGAUGAUCAAGGCAAUUAUAUGGUUCUUGGAAAACAAGUUACCUACACAGAUGGUUAUAUGAAAAUGACUCUUUACUCCCCCUACUGGAUGGUUAACGAGACUGGUUUUCCGCUAGAUUACAAAGCUGGCGAAGAUAACAUAUCCCAACAUCCAGAAGAAAAACAGGAUUUCAUUCUCUUCUCUUUCACGUCAAAAUCAUUUUUGCAGAAGAAUAAACUCCAGCUCAGAGUCUGUAAUUCCAAUUUCAGUGACAGCUUUUCUAUUGAUGCUGUUGGCAGUAACGGCACCAUCACAUGCAAAACUAAAACAUUCAACUAUAUAAUUGGCACAAAGAUUACUUUGACAAGCUUUGGAUUGACGAAAAUUGUUACUUUUAGCAGUUACUAUACAAUUAUGAAUAAAUCUUCACACAAUUUGGAAAUUUUUGAAGUCGGGAAUGACACAGGAACUCCAGUUGUGCUAAAUUCGCAAAGCAAAUGCUUUUUUUGGCCAGAGUCGAAAACUGACCAGAUACACUUAAGACUCAAAGGGAAUAGUGAAAGCGUCUCUACAAAAAUUCGAUAUUCCAAACUUGACAGUGGAGUUUUGGUUAAAGUUGGAGAAAUUCCACUUUUUAUUGAUAUUUCUGUUACAGAAUCUUCUGUGACAGUGACAAUUAAGAAUUACUAUGUUGGUUCGUCUGCUGUGCUGCUUGUAAACGACACUAACAAUCUUAACAUAGGUUACAGUCAAGUAAAGGGCGUCGCAAAAACUGCUUUAACAUCUGGAAAUGUCGAUCAUUACUUAUGGCCAGAACCGACAUCAAAACGUGAAAUCACUUGGAAGAUACAGGAAGGUGGUAAAGAAAUUACUCAUGGUGUUGUUCAUGAGAUUGCUGGAGAAAUGAAAUUUAAAAUUGAUGGUAAAGAGAGAGUCGUAUACUACGCUGUAUUUAUUGAUGGAUUACAACGAGUACUGCUUUUUACUGAGAACAAAAAAUGUGCGGAUGCUGUUGAACAAGGUCUUGGCACUGAGCAAGCGAACAUGGAAGUAAAUGUUUCGCUACAAGGUCUUUCAUGCUCUAUCACAGAUACAAAAGCAAAACGUGAAGUCAUGUAUAUGGCAAUCACAAGCUCUGGUAUAGUGUGGGAGGAAAAGCCUAAAAAACGUUGGACUGCUUUGCCAUUGAAGUAUGGAACAGUUUUAGAACAAAAUUAUCAAAAAACAAAUCAAACUAUAAACAUCGUUGAGCAUGAUAAAUAUGAGUUUGACAUGUCAAAAAUGAGAGUUGUGAAACCGCACAAAGCCGAACUUAGACGAUUCUUCGCUCCUGGAAUAUGGCUUCAAUAUACAGUUAGUGACCACCAAGUAAUGGUUCAUGCGAAAAUCAACCGAGUUCAAGUUGAUAACCAGUUAUCUGCAGCAGUGUUCCCCGUCGUUUUAAAUCCAAUUCCGCUCCCAAAAACGAUUGCCAUUGAUAGCAGUCCAAAGCCGUUUGUUGAAGUUAGUUUGAUGCAGCGAACAAGUGAACACCAAACUUUUACACACAUCAAAUAUUUUAAAGUUCUUGUGCAGGAAUUUAGUGUUAAAUUGGACAUGGGAUUUAUCUCAGCAUUAUUACCUGUCUUUGGUGCUGACGAGGUGAAGUCAACACCGCAAAGAGAUUUGAAAUAUUUCAACUAUGACAUCACAAAUGCAAAGAAAAUUGAAGACCAAUCAGAAGACGUUAUGGCUGAUGAUUCUGGAAUUGCCUUUUAUGAUGUUUUGCAUCUAUCACCAAUCAAAGUACAUGUUUCAUUUUCAAUGCAAAAUACAUCUGGUGGGGAAGGAGACCAACAAACUAAUGUUGUUGUUCUACCGUUUAACGCUCUUGCUGUUGUGCUUAAAUCUGUUGGGGUGACGGUAUCUGAUAUCGAUGAUGUUGUAUUCAAACUAGGAUAUUUUGAACGGCAAUAUCAGUUUUUCAAUUCUGUGCAAUUCCAGAGCGCAAUCACAAUGCAUUAUGCUGGACAGGCUAUUAAACAAUUAUAUGUUCUUGUAUUUGGUCUUGAUGUUAUUGGAAAUCCAUAUGGUCUUGUGAUGGGAAUUGCAGAAGGGGUGACUGACCUAUUUUAUGAGCCGUACCAGGGUAUGAUACAAGGACCAGGAGAGUUUGCAGAGGGUCUAGCUCUUGGGGCAAUGAGCCUUUUGGGGCAUACUGUCGGAGGGGCUGCAGGUGCGGUAUCGAGAGUCACUGGCGCACUUGGGAAAGGAGUUGCCUCUCUUACUAUGGAUGAUGAGUACAAGAAGAAACGACAAAUGCAGAAAAACAAGCCGACAGAUUUGAAAGAAGGUCUUGCUCGUGGUGGUAAAGGAUUUGUGAUGGGGUUCGUUGGCGGUGUUACUGGGGUUGUUACAAAACCCAUGGAAGGGGCUAAAAAGGAGGGGGCAGCCGGUUUCUUCAAGGGAAUGGGAAAAGGUCUUGUUGGAAUUGUAGCUCGUCCUGCGAGUGGGAUUAUCGAUCUUGCAAGUAAUACAUUUGAAGGAAUUCAAAAACUAGCGGAUAUGAGUGAGGAUGUCAAACGUAUGCGACCUGCGAGAUGGAUCAAUGAAGACACAGGUAUAUUGCAACCUUAUAAGUUGAAGAAGGCACAAGGGAAAGCAAUUCUUCUAGAUGUUGAAAAAGGAAAAUUCGCAGAAGGUGCGAAAUACAUUGAACACGCUUCUAUGGAUAAAGAUAAUAAAUCGUUCUUGCUUUUGACUGACAAGGCGAUCAUUGAAGUUCAUUGCGGUGAAAUAUUUGGGCAAUGGAACAGUGCUUGGCAUUUUCUUUACGCCGAUAUCGUCGAAGAGCCGCACAUGGCAAAAGAAGGCAUUAAGAUAGUCGGCGCAAAAACGAAGAAACUGUUCGGGUCAAAAUCACCUCACAGAAUUGUCACUUUCCACAAUGAAGAAUAUGCCAAAGUUAUUCUGGAUAAAAUGCGACGUGACUGGAACGCUGCUCAAAAAGGGAAGAAGGAUACACCACCUCAGAGAGAAAGAAUGAGCUUCAGAUAUUCAUCCAUGAGGCAACAUUUCGGUUGAAGUUGCCAUCCAUGCUUCACUUCAUACACUGAUCGCCUGUGAUAUUGUUGUGUGUUCACGACUUUUUGAGCUAUUUUUAAUUUAGAGUGUGUUAAUUAUUACCUGAAUAUAUAGCUGCCAAAACAUUUUUUAGUACACCCAACUGGGGAAAGCCAUUUAGGGAACCUGGCACUUGACCAUACCUAUUCAAACCUAUCAUUUAGUAGAAUUUUUGUUCUUCAUUCAAUUUUUUUUCUCAUAAACGGUUAUGUACAUUGACUGCUCUUUCAAUCCUUGAGGGAAGUGAAUUUGAAAUAUUUUCCUAAUUUUCAAAUAAUUCCAUUUUAAGUAUCUAUUCAGUUCCUUUCUUGCAACUAAUAAGAUGUAAUUGUAGUUAUGCCUUAUAUAAUUUGCCUGUUUCUGUUUUGUUGACAUUGGUAUUAAAGUAUAUAUAAACAGUAUUUACAUCUGUGUUGAAAAUUAUACUAUCCUGAAUAUUUUCCUGAUCUAAUAUGUACUAGAGUUCCACCUUUCAAUUGCCAUGCAUCAUUCUGCUUUUGUGAGAACUUUUUUUUUUCUUGGUGGAACGAAAAAAUAUUGCUCUCGGAAGUUGUCAUUUCAAUGGCGUUAUUUUCCGGGAAAAACAGUUUCAUGAAUUAUAAUGAAAUUUGAAUAUGUACUCACUAGUAAUUAGAACCAAAGAAAUCUUAUAAGAGCUGUUGAUUUUAGUUAACAAGAGAUUGCUCAGAAAUGGCCUUUUCCUUGUAAAAUUGUUCCCACUUCGAAGAUCCCUGUGAUAUUGUAUAUUGCUUAUGUAUAUCUGCGUGUUCCUGAUUAAAUUGUGCAAUUUUUUUUUUAUUUGUUCUGAUUCUCAGCAAUGCUCAAAUUUACACACAAUUGGGAUGGGAACAUUCACUUACAAAUUCUAUUAUUAUUGAUUUUGAUAUUGUUUGACUUUUUGUGUUGAUUAAGAAUUUUACCAUUUCCAAGUUGUCUUUGGAAUGUAGCAUCUUCAAUACUCUAAAAGUUUGACUCCAGGCAUUCGAAGCCAUAGUGAAUUUUAACCCUUGCUCAAUCGAAUUGUGCUCAUAUUCUUACGAUAUCUAUACGUACAUCAAGGGCUUUGGGUUAUUUACUUAGAUUGCAACCAUAAGCAUGUUAUAAAUAAUCACUCGUUAUCAUAAUCGUACUAAAAGUUUGAUCAAAAAAUAAUGCAUGCUCAUUGUAAUGUUUUCAUGAUUGUUCCGUUCAAUAUAAUAUUAACUAGAACAAAA